UUAGAUUGGAUUAAUCCUACAGAAGAAACACGUAAAAAAAAGUGCUGGGACUUAUACUUCAUAAAUAGUGUGGAAAUAAAUUAAUGUUCAAUUUGUUUUAAAAUAAUAUAAUAUAUAAAUAUUCAUUAUUUUUAAGAAAAUAUUAAACAAAUUCUUAUUUUUGUUGCAGAUUUAUAUACUAAUUUUUAUGUGUCAAAUAUAUUUAUUAUUUACUAGGCAUUUAUCGUAAAACAAAUGUGUACCAACGUCGUAUCUAGCACGUAUCACUGCAAGACGUAUGUGUCAUCAAAGAAAGAUAUACAUAUGAGAGAUUAAAAAAUGUGCGCUUACAAUACUUUACUACUAAUAAUACUACUCAGUCUUAUUUACACGAAACAAUUAUUACGUAUGUGUGAGAAGGGAAUAAGCAAACAAACUUAUACCCGAUACGAUAGACGCAUGAUAGGGACAUUUUCCGUUUGUUUUGUAGUUCAUAUUUUAUUCAUAAUUAUUAUUGAAGAAGUCACAUACACUUCGGGCGAAAAGUCAUGAACAACAAUAAAAAAUUUGGUACAUUACGCAAAAUACAGUGUAGUGGAAUAGUUUGAUCAGAAUAGUCCAGAUGGAGCCUAAAGCAGUAACAGUUGGUAACAACGACAGGUUGUCUACCCUGCGUCACUAAUGUCGUCAUCUUUUCGAACACGCCUUUAUUGUAGGAUUCUUCGAUUCACUGGAAAAAAUCGAUUCUGAAUCGAAUCUUGAGAGCAAGCAGAGAAUCGAUUUAAAAGAUCGAUCUUUUAAUACAAAAAAUUGAUCUUCUGAAAAAUCGAAUUGGACUCGAACAUCUUUAAUUUCAAUAGAGGAUUGAAUAUGAAUAAUACAGUGACAUGGUGUACAGUUUCUGAUGAUGAACAAAACAAGUGCGAAGCUUUUUCGAAUGCAGUUGCUCGUGACAUAACUUUCUUUGGAAGGAACUAUUUUACAGUGAAAUGUAAACAAGCUUUUAAUAAAGAAGAAUGUAUGUCGAUGUUGGAUCAGGAACAAGCUGAAAUGACAACAUUAGAUGCCGGAGAAGUAUUUAUAGCAGGCCGUUAUCAUAGUUUGGUGCCAAUCAUGCAAGAAAUGUAUGAAAAUGGUGUUAGUUAUCAAUAUACCGUUGCUGUUGUUAAGAAAGGAUCUUUACCAGAUGUACAAGCAUUAGAAAAUCUUAGAGGAAAAAAAGCAUGCUUUGCAGGAGUUGGUACUCUCGCCAGUUGGAUUAUUCCUAUUCACACGUUAAUGAAACAAGGUGGAAUGGAAAUAAUUGAUUGUAAUAAUCAUGUAAAAUCUACAAUUAAAUAUUUUGGGCCAAGUUGUGCAGUAAACUCAUUGAUAGAUAAAUAUAAUCCCUUAGGUGAUAACUCUGACCAAUUAUGCAAACUUUGUAUUGGAAAAGCACCAACUGAUAAAUGCACAAAUGCAGAUCCUUAUGCAGGAUAUGAGGGUGCUUUUCGUUGCUUAGUGAAUGCCGGAGAAAUUGCAUUUUUAGUUCACACAACUGUACAAGAAAUGACAUCAUCUACAUUUGAAUUCAAUAAUAUUACAAAAGAUCAAUUCGAAUUAUUAUGUAAGGAUGGAACUCGAAAAUCAGUAAAUGAAUAUAAAAAUUGUAAUUGGGGUACUGUUCCUUCUCGUGCAAUAGUAACAUCUUCUGCAACGAAAAUAGAAAUUCGCAGAUUGUAUCAAAAAUUUCUUGUAAAAGCGGUUAAAAUAUUAAACAGAAAACAUAAUUUUACCGAUAUUUAUAAUAAUCGUUUUGAUAAUCGACAAGAUGAUUUUGAAAACAGACCGGGAUAUGAAGAUAGAUACAGAGAAAAAGAUUUUAUAUAUAAUAAUCGAAAUGAAUAUAAUACGGAUAUAAAUAACGAAUAUGAUAGAAGUUUUGAUGAUGGCUAUGCAAAUUCGAAUUCUUGGAAUAGAGAAUACAAUGAUACGUAUAAUACUUAUCCAUCCAACGAUUAUUCUGAAACAACAAAUAUACAACCGAUCGAAACAUUUGAUUUAUUUGAAUCGGCUCCAAAGUAUGGCCUUCAUCAUAAUUUAAUGUUUUCGGAUUCUGCUCAAGAUUUUGUAUUAUUGCCUGAAAAAGAUCAAACGUAUACAGGAUAUUUAGGUAGAUCAUUAGAUUCUAUUCUAGGAGUACGUCAAUGUCCUGUGAAUAGAAUGACCUUGUGCGUUACAUCCGAUUAUGAAUUGGAGAAAUGUAUAAAGAUGAAGAUAGCUUUGAAAGCCCAACUUUUGAAACCAGAAUUAUUGUGUCAUAAGGGAUAUAGUCAAAUAAAUUGUAUGCAAGCGAUACAAAAUGGAAUUGCCGACGUAACAGUUUUAGAUGCUAGCGAUGUAUAUACCGCUGGCUUGCGUUUCGAAUUAAUUCCUUUCAUAUCCGAAGUAUAUAAUCUUGGUACACCGGAUUAUUAUGUAGUUGCUGUUGCGAAGGAGAAAGACGACAAUACGGAUUUAACGUAUCUUAAAAACAAAUAUACGUGUCAUACUGGAAUUAAUACUGCAGCAGGAUGGGUGUAUCCAUUGGCGUACCUUCUUUCAAAUCAAUGGAUAAGAGGCUAUGGUUGCAAUUCCGUACGCGCAGCUGCCGAAUAUUUCACAAAAUCGUGCGUACCAGGUGCAUUAAGUUCCGAGUAUAAUACAGGUGUUCCAUAUGAUAAUAUGUGCGACUUGUGUCACGGACAAAGUUAUAGGUACUGUCGAAGAGACGCUUCGGAAGAUUACUUUGGACAUACUGGUGCUUUUAGAUGUUUGGUUGAAGGAGGUGGUGAUGUAGCAUUCGUCAAGCAUACAACGGUUGCCGAAAAUACCGAUGGUAAAAGAAGAGAAUUUUGGGCGCGUAAUACAUUUACAAAAGAUUUUGAAUUACUUUGUCCCGAUGGUACUCGUCGGCCAAGUACGGAUUACGAACAUUGUAACUUAGGAAAAGUUGCGGCUAAUGCGAUUGUCACUCGUGGUGGUUAUUAUGGUUACAACGAGACACAAAUAAAUGCCUAUAUAAAUCUCUUUAUUUAUGCACAACAAUUGUAUGGUAGGAAGGAUCCGGAUGAGUUUAGUUUUAGUAUGUUCUACAGCAUUCCACCUUAUAGCGAUCUUAUUUUUCAAGAUGCAACGCAACAAUUAAUAGUUAUUCCACCAGAAAAAAGACAAUUUAGCGCAUAUCUUGGUUCAGAUUUUAUGAGAGCUAGAAGAAUCGUAGAUUGCAAUGCUGGAGCGGCUGCUUUAGAGCAUUCUAUAAUUGCUGCUUUAAUAAUGUUUGCCUUAACUUACAUGCUCGCUAGAUAAAAGAUUUAAAUUCGUAAUAUUUGUAAAAUAUAAAUUUAUAAUAAUUUUUACUUACGAUUACGGUAUUGAAUCUCGUAUUUUUCGAAAGUAUAUUUAAAUAUUACGCAUUCACAGAUCACAGUCUCUCAUAUGUGAUUUUAACAUAUGCGUGAAAAGUACAAGUGACUGUUAGUCAUCGCGUAGGAUGUCUAUUUAUAGAUUUUAUAAUUGUUUUUCUACCGUAGGUAAUAUAUACCUAAUUAUUUUAAGAUAUUGAUUAUUAUACGAUGCAAAUACAAUCCGUCCAUUUUCGAAAAAGUAUAUAUAUAUAUAUAUUAUGUAAGAUCACAUGCUUACGAAAAUCGUCCGUUUAUGACAUAUCAACAUUUUUUAUAACAUUAUCUUUUAAUACAUUACCUAUUAACGUAGAUAGAGAUUAAUAUUUAAAAUGAAUACGAAACGAAGACACACUUUAUUUUAAUUUUCCAAAGAAACGAAACCGUCCAUUUUGAUUGUCAAACGAUUUUUAUUUAUCUUUAGAUAAGUAUAAUAUAUUUUCAUAAAAAAUGUCAUUCUUAAAAAAAAAACGAUACUUAUUUUUUAAAUGAAAAAAUAAAAAAAAAUAUAUUUACAAUCCCUAGAACAUGUUUAAUUGAAAAAGAUUAAGAUUGCUAUGGCAAAGGGAUUAAUUGGUUUUAAUGAAGGUGAUAUUGUUGAGUAAUAGGAAACAACAACUGUGUUCUUCGUGAUCGAAGCAAUUAUCGUCGAGGAUAUUAUUCAAAUUGCGUUUCUCAACGAUUACUGGCCAUCGGUGAAGCUUCAGAAUCGCUAAGUAAUAUCCGCUGCCCGUCUCGUCCAGGAUAUUACUUAAGAUUCGUAAUGGAUUCUAACUAUGCCGUGCGAAAAUUUAAAUCGGCAGUAGUCAAUCAACGCGUCUAUUUAAGUUCAUUUUUUGUAAACUAACAAUAAUCAUAACAUUAUCAGGAUUUAAAUAAAAUUUCUAUAAAAAUACGACGCUUAUGUUUCCUAACACGAUGAUCACGCUAUCGAUGAAAAGAUCGACUUAGCAAGUAUAUAAAUAAUAGAUAUUGUCUUUUCUUUUUUACAUGAUUACAAGGUAUACGAUGUAAUAAUAAAUAAUAAAAAAAUUUUAUAAGGAAAA
Messenger RNA from Vespa crabro (European hornet), 4447 nucleotides. RefSeq names its product melanotransferrin (gene Tsf2). Gene Ontology annotation, biological process: iron ion transport. The transcript has 9 exons. Gene Ontology annotation, cellular component: plasma membrane; recycling endosome; early endosome. NCBI's taxonomy places the organism in Eukaryota, Metazoa, Arthropoda, Insecta, Hymenoptera, Vespidae. Bases 850 to 3306 code for a protein of 818 amino acids. The record is from RefSeq and is a predicted model, not a curated record.